Gloeophyllum trabeum ATCC 11539 is the source of this 798-nucleotide messenger RNA. RefSeq names its product ribonuclease CAF1. Gene Ontology annotation, molecular function: poly(A)-specific ribonuclease activity; nucleic acid binding. The annotation marks the transcript as partial. NCBI's taxonomy places the organism in Eukaryota, Fungi, Basidiomycota, Agaricomycetes, Gloeophyllales, Gloeophyllaceae. The record is from RefSeq and is a predicted model, not a curated record. The transcript has 5 exons. Gene Ontology annotation, cellular component: CCR4-NOT complex; P-body; CCR4-NOT core complex.
AUGGCUCGAAUACGUGAAGUAUGGGCCCCGAAUCUGGAGCAGGAAAUGCGAAAUAUCAGGAAUCUGAUUGACAAGUAUCCGUAUGUUGCAAUGGAUACAGAGUUUCCUGGUGUUGUGGCACGUCCUAUAGGAACGUUUAAGACGUCUUCGGACUACCACUACCAGACUAUGCGAUGUAACGUCGACCUUCUCAAGAUCAUUCAAGUCGGGAUCACUCUUGCGGACGAGAAAGGCCAAUACCCGCCCGACGUUUCAACGUGGCAGUUCAACUUCAGGUUCAGCAUUGACACGGACAUGUUUUCUCCAGAGUCUGUGGAUCUGUUAGAGAAGUCAGGGAUCGACUUUGACAGGCACGAGGAGAUGGGAAUCGAACCUAACGACUUCGCCGAGCUCAUGAUUUCCUCGGGACUUGUGUUGACGGACGAGACGAAAUGGAUAUCCUUUCACAGCGGAUACGACUUCGGAUACUUCGUCAAGCUGUUGACUGCCAUGUCAUUACCUACGACCGAGGACCAGUUCUUUGAAGUCUUGCGGACUUGGUUCCCCACAAUAUAUGAUGUGAAAUUCAUGAUGCGUGCCUGUAAGAUACUGAAGGGGGGUCUGCAAGAUGUCGCCGAUGACCUUGGUGUUGCUCGUCAAGGACAAUCACAUCAAGCAGGGUCCGAUUCCCUUCUGACCGCAUCCACCUUUUUUAAGAUGCGCGAGAUAUACUUCAACGACCGUCUAGACGACGCAGAGUACAACGGCAAGCUCUAUGGUCUCGGUCAAACAUUCUCCGUUCCAAACGGUUUGCCUGAC